AUGGAUACCGUUCUGAUCCUUUGCACCAAGUGCAAUUCGGAGCUGGCCCGCUUCAGGAACUCCUGGAAUGGGAUUGGCAACACCUAUCACAGUCCUGUUUACCCACCGGUCUCUAUCAGUGGGCUCGAAACGACCGGGGAUGUGUAUAAUGGUGCACCCAAUUCCGCCAUCGAGCAUAGUCUUCUCCAGGAUAUUGCUUGCGAAACAUGUCACACUGUCGUUGGGCUGCGAUGUGAUAGCGCACCGAAAGGGCAUUUGCUGAAGGAAAACCAGCUCAUUCUCAGGCUUACAGACAUGGCUGUAAUCGCAGAGGAAACUGGCCAAAGAGCGAAGAUCUCCAUUUUAAAGACGUUUCCUCUGACGACCACCUCCAAAAAGAGGUUUCCGGGGGGCCAAAGAGCAUCAACCGCUCAGCCAUAUACUCGAAGACAUCAAUCAAUGCUCGGAGUAGCUUUAUCGAAUGAGCAAACCAUGGUGGCUAGAAGACCAACACCCAGCGAUCGAGCGGCCCCUCUUAGUGUUUCAGUGGCUGAAAUAGUGAAGUUCAAGAACUGGGCUGAAGAUGCCAUCCUUACCCAGCAAAAGGAUAUUGAGAGAAUUACAGGAACUGUCAAUCGUAUCGAUCAAGAUAUGCAAUCUUUGAAGGCUUUCAUGCUCGAAGUUCGCAGCGAGCUUUCCUCAAACCGACAACUACCUGCCACAUCAGCCGAAGAUGACGUUCAGGCUCUACGUGAGGAUCUUGAAAAUCUGCGCCAGCAAAUUGUCCGUAAUGGGAAGACCAUCUCCCUGAGCGCUCUUGAAGUGGUCUCGCAAGAAGUUGAAGAGAUCAGCCAGAAAUUUGAUGGAGUUGACACUUUGAGGUCCGAGCUGCAGAAAAUGACGGCUAGAGUCAAGCACUUGGAGGAAUCUAGGCAUCCAUGUUUGUAUCGUAGGGCGCCAUCAAGCAAGCUAGAGUCUCCAAAGGAGCCGGUGUCCGGUCCAUCGAAACGUAAACACAGCCAGCUUGAAGUAUCUCGGAACCUCUCAGAGGAGGAGCCUCCACUCGAUCCUUCGCCGAAGAGGGCAAGGCUUGCUCUUAGCUCACUAAAUGAAGAUGAUCAAGAAGUUGUUAGGGACUCCGAAGAGUCUCCUGGCCGUCAACCACCCCAAGACCGCGAGAUCAUCGAGAUUCUUUCAUCAGACGCCGAUCACUCAUCCCCUGUCCGUGGCCAGGAAGAGAAUAGUGUAGAUCCCAAUCCAUCGGAUGGCCCUGCAGAUUACAAUGCUCCGGUAGCAAACCAAUUUGUAUCUUCUCCUGCCCACGCAUUUGGAAGUGGCAAUACACGAGCAUCGACUACAAAGCAAAAGAACGUGUCUGCGACGGCAACACGACCGGUCGCUGCUUCUCGUAUCGAGAUCAGGAUACCGUACUCUCCUGAUCUAGCUCUGCUGCAGCAGCGAAAGCGAGGGCGACUGAACAAGGUGACUAUCGCGCUUACUGAGGCUGCGCCAGACCACGGCAACCAAGCUUUGCUUUUUGGCGAUUUCAGCGACCCUGAAAUCGACCAGAACUACGCAUCAACUCAGCUCUUGCGCUCAGUCUGGGACCUUUUACCACCCCCGUCACCAGUCUUCCGGGGUGCAAGUUCAACUCUUCCAACACGCAGAGUCCCGAAGGUAGAUGAACCCUAUUUACACUCUCCGUUCGAUAAGAACUGA
Molecule: messenger RNA, 1698 nt
Organism: Drepanopeziza brunnea f. sp. 'multigermtubi' MB_m1
Lineage: Eukaryota; Fungi; Ascomycota; Leotiomycetes; Helotiales; Drepanopezizaceae
Source: RefSeq, a predicted model, not a curated record